AUGAACAUCGAAGUUGGGAACGUCUCUCAUACAGGAGCCAUCAUUUCCUGGUCGUCCUCAGAGCCCUGCCUGGAGGACUAUUACCAUAUUAUGUACAGGCCCAACUGGAACAGCAUCUUCUCCGGCUAUCUGCGUUACAGCUUCCACCACGAGGAGAAGGUGCCCCGAACAAUCAGCUCCGUGGUGCUGGAACACCUGGCACCUUCCACUCUCUACUUCCUGUGCAUCAGCUGCAAGAAGGCUGCCUUCCCCUACAGGCACUACUGCACCAUGUUCCAUACCCUGGAUAAGAGUCCACUGGCGGCCGGGAGCUCCCUGGUGGACCCCCAAAUCUCCCUGUGGGUGUUGAUGGCCAUUCUACUGGCCUGCUUCACAGCCGUCUUAGCUUUCAUCUGCCUCCAGUUCUGGUGCAUUCGUUGCCACGAGCCUCGAUGGUCUUACCGAGCUGGCCACAUGGAGGAAGCCAAUGGGUUGGUGAGAUGGCCAGAGGAGGCCCCCGCACUUGGGCAGAGAGAGGAAGACCUGCAAGGGCUCCCCCUGGUGGAAAUGCCACGCAAGAACUCCGGCGCUGAAGCAGAAGCAGAAGCAGAAGCCGAAGGGGAAGCCAACGAGGAUGAUGCAGCUGACCAGGAUGCCGCCAAUCAGGAUGUUCCUGACGUGGGUGCCUUGCUGAGGGGCGGUGGUGGUGAUCAUCCUGCCAUGCUGCCUCAUUUUAGGGAGUGAGAGGUAGGGAGGAGGCGGCCCGCGCGUUGUGUAGCUUAAAGCCCUCCAUACAGUAGAUCUUUUGUAAAAAUGUGUCCCUAGACCACCCAUUUGCCUCCCCUCAACUGUCAGUGCUCUUGUGGAUCAUCCGGGUUGGAUGAAUGCCCUAUGACAAAGCUUCUCAAGCUAGAAAGCAUAUACCCCCACAGUAUGCCAAAGGAGAAACAUGGUGUCUCUCAGGAGUGUCCAUUUAGGGGAGCCCAGUUAGGAAUGAAAAACAUUAUUUUAAUGUUAAAACAAACAUGAAUAUAUCAUGGCAUAGAAAGCAAAAUUUGCAUGACUUAAUAAAACACAGUACUUCG
Messenger RNA from Mirounga angustirostris (Northern elephant seal), 1064 nucleotides. RefSeq names its product fibronectin type III domain containing 9 (gene FNDC9). NCBI's taxonomy places the organism in Eukaryota, Metazoa, Chordata, Mammalia, Carnivora, Phocidae. The transcript has a single exon. The record is from RefSeq and is a predicted model, not a curated record. The coding region runs from base 1 to 723 and encodes 240 amino acids. Gene Ontology annotation, molecular function: protein binding.